Scheffersomyces amazonensis is the source of this 1256-nucleotide messenger RNA. RefSeq names its product Pdr17p (gene PDR17). Gene Ontology annotation, molecular function: phosphatidylinositol transfer activity. The record is from RefSeq and is a predicted model, not a curated record. NCBI's taxonomy places the organism in Eukaryota, Fungi, Ascomycota, Pichiomycetes, Serinales, Debaryomycetaceae. Bases 108 to 1211 code for a protein of 367 amino acids. The transcript has a single exon.
AUUUUAACUAUUAUUAGAAGUAUAGAAAUUUGUAUAUAGACAAGUUUUAGUGUGUAAAACUAGCACUAAUAGAUAUUAAAGUAUUAAUAGACUCAAGGUAUGCAAAUAUGAACUUUUUUAGAAGAAAAGCCAAUGACUCAAGUGAGUCAACUAUGUCAUUAUCUGAAACUGCAUCAAUAUCUUCUAGAUCAACAACGGAAACUUUAGGAUCUUCAGCCAUAAAGAAAAAAGAUAUUCAAUAUAUAAAGUGUCAUACUCCAUUUGAAUAUCCAAUAAAUCCUCCUCAAGCUCCUAAAUUUGAUUUAACUCCAGAUCAACAAACUAAAUAUGAUCAGAUAUUAGAACAUUUUAAAGUAUAUUCUAAAAGAGAAGAUAUACCUGUAAAUGAUCAACCAAAUGCUGAAACACAUCCCUUGGUUGAAGAAGAAUUAGCUUGGUUAACAAAAGAAUGUUUUUUAAGAUAUUUACGAGCCACCAAAUGGAAACUAGAUGCAGCUAUAAAGAGAAUGGAAGAAACUAUAAUAUGGAGAAGAACAUUUGGAGUUGUAAAUAUUCCAAAUCAUACAGAUGCUGAAAAAUUAAUAACUGCAGAUUUAGUUAAAGAUGAAAAUGAAACUGGUAAACAAAUCAUUGUAGGUUAUGACAAUGAUAAUAGACCAUGUCUUUACUUAAGAAAUGGUUAUCAGAAUACAGCACCUUCUAUGAAACAAGUUCAACAUUUAGUUUUCAUGUUAGAAAGAGUUAUUCAAUACAUGCCUCCUGGCCAAGAUACCCUUGCAUUAUUAAUAGAUUUUAAAGCUGCUCCAGAACAUUUAAAUCUUUCAUCAAAAUUCCCAUCUCUUUCAGUAUCUAAACAAGUUUUACACAUAUUACAAAAUCAUUAUCCUGAAAGAUUAGGUAGAGGAUUAUUUACUAAUAUUCCUUGGAUUGGUUAUACCUUUUUCAAAGUGGUUGGUCCUUUCAUAGAUCCAUAUACUAGACUGAAAACUAUUUAUGAUCAACCAUUUGAAAACUUUGUUCCUAAAGAACAAUUGGAUAAGGAGUUCAAUGGAAUUUUAGAAUUUGAAUAUAUUCACGAUGUCUAUUGGCCUGAAUUAAAUGCUAUAGCAGAAAAGAAGCAUAAUAUUUACUUGGAAAAUUUUAGAAAGUUUAAUAGAGAAAUUGGAUUAAGUGAAUACGACUUAAGAUCAUCUAUUCCUAUAACCAAUUAAAUGUCAUAGUAACUACAGAAAAUUAUAGAAAAUUAUAGAAAUUAG